Molecule: messenger RNA, 1875 nt
Organism: Penaeus chinensis
Lineage: Eukaryota; Metazoa; Arthropoda; Malacostraca; Decapoda; Penaeidae
Product: monocarboxylate transporter 9-like
Exons: 5
Coding region: 1-1875 (624 amino acids)
Biological process (GO): monocarboxylic acid transport; transmembrane transport
Molecular function (GO): monocarboxylic acid transmembrane transporter activity
Source: RefSeq, a predicted model, not a curated record
AUGCAAAUUGAUUCUGAUUCUGUGGAAAGUGACCACGGCCUAAUGGUAACCAACAUGAGCCAAAGGAACCAUGAUAAUGAAAGUAGUGGUCAGCAUGAUUGUACAAAUGUUAAGACUCGCCGCGCCGACUCGCUUGCUAAAGAAGAGAAUGCUGUAAAGAACAUUAGUGAUGUCGAUGACAGAAUAGGUAUGCAAGAUGAGGCUGAUACGCCACAGAAGGCACAAAAUCAUACUGGAAAUCUUGCCGAGUCUCAAACUCCUAUUGAAAUGAAAAUCAAUAGUAAUGAAUGCUCUCAACUGAAGAAGGUAACCAAAUCGGCAACACCUAAUCCCUCCAGUAUAAAAAAACCGCCGGAUGGAGGUUGGGGUUGGCUGGUGGCCUUUGGCAGCUUCAUCAUUACGAUGCUGGUGUUCUCCGUGCCUGUCUGUUUUGGCAUCCUCUUUUCUCCAUUCUUCCUGGAUCUUGGCACAUCCUCCACAACCAUUGCCUGGAUCUUCAACGUCCAAAUGUUUAUCUGGAAUUUCCUAACUCCUUUCGUUAGACCCGCUGCCCAAGAGUUCGGCUGGAGGAGAGUUGGUUUCACUGGCGUGUUUUUUAUUUCUUCGUCGAUCAUCUGCUCGGCAUUUGCACCUUCGGCUGAGUUCCUCUUCUUCUCCUUCUCUCUUCUUGGUGGCAUCGGGUCAUGUAUGGCAGGUGGAUUAUGCUUCCUCGUCGUGCCCACCUACUUCGAUCGACGACGAGGAACAGCAAACGCAAUGUUGAUGUCAGGAAUCUGCAUGGGGCAGAUAAUGGGCGCUCCGUUUAUCCGCUAUCUGCAGGAAGAGUAUGCCUUCACAGGAGCUGCGUUGAUAUAUGGUGCUCUCAUCCUAAAUGGUUGCAUUGGUGUUUCUUUCUUCCAGCCUCUUAAAUGGCACUUAAAGGAAACAAAAGCCAUAGAAAAUGUUGCCCCUGAGGACGGGUCCGUUCCCCUUCUAACAAAAGCAGAGAGCACCGAAAAGAAUCCCGUGGAAGAAGCUGGAUCCAAAGUCCUAACACAAGACAUGAAAACACAAGCAAGAAUCGUGAGAUCAAGAAUGCUAGCAAGGGUCAGCGAAUCAUCCCACGUUUCAAAAAACUCGGAUAACAUGUCCCAAUUGUACGUCUCCCUGAUGGAAAUUCCCGAUUUGUCAAAUUCAGCAGAGGACGUUGAGAAGGACACUAAAUCAUCUAAUCUCUGGGAACUCACAAAACGUGUCUGUCGCUCUACAGUAAAUGACCUCCGAAUCUACCGCUCGCGAAGAGCUCUGAUCAUUAACCUAGGAAUCGGAUUUUGCAUCAACAGUUACAGCAAUUUCCUCAUGAUGAUGCCCUUCAUGAUGCAGGCGAAUGGAUUCGCUUUGCAGGACUCGGCUUGGUGCAUAUCGAUCUUCGGCAUUUGCAACUUGGUGACUCGGCUGCUGGUGUCCCCACUAACUGACUGGUCGAAAUUCAACAUGCGCCUGUGUUUCAUGAUUGGCUAUGCUAUCAUAUCUCUCACAAUGUAUGUUUUCCCAUUACUGACCAACCUCAUGUGGAUGGGAGUAGUUAUGGGGAUCGCAGGAUGUGGGAUCGCUGCCAACAUCACACUCAACAACCUCAUUAUGAUCAAAUACAUGGGCCUGGAGAAACUGCCUCAGAUGUUUGGGUCGUCGGCACUUCUGAUCGGGUGCACGUUCAUUGUGUUCGGGCCCUUCCUUGGCUUUGUACGCGACAUGACCGAGAGUUAUGUCAUCAGUACCUGGAUACUUGCUUCUACGUCAACCUGCUGCCUCAUUAUGUGGUUCUUCAUGCCCGCUGCUGUGGCCUAUGACGCAAGGAUGGAAGCCAAAACUGACAGGGAAAAAGAACGUGUUUAA